Cololabis saira (Pacific saury) is the source of this 3933-nucleotide messenger RNA. Its product is annotated as inositol polyphosphate-4-phosphatase type I A-like. Gene Ontology annotation, cellular component: cytoplasm. Gene Ontology annotation, molecular function: phosphatidylinositol-3,4-bisphosphate 4-phosphatase activity. The coding region runs from base 134 to 3121 and encodes 995 amino acids. The transcript has 25 exons. NCBI's taxonomy places the organism in Eukaryota, Metazoa, Chordata, Actinopteri, Beloniformes, Belonidae. The record is from RefSeq and is a predicted model, not a curated record.
CGACGUGCUUGGAGAUCCAGCCGGGAGUCUGAGCAGGAGGAACAAGGGGACCACGUCACAUGGGAGUGUGUGUCCGAGUGUGUGACGGUGUGCGUUCAGGCGUCCUGCCGUCGCCCGCUUUCCCUGGACCGGCAUGGCGGGGGGCCGAGAGCGCGGCUCCCGGCCGCAGAGGCCGUGGUCGGUGUACCGGGCCAACACCUUCGAGCUGUCCAGCGAGAUGAUCGGCUUAGCCCUGGCAGGAAACAGUCAGGACCCAGACGAACCGGUGCUGGAGUUCAGCGUGGUCUGCACAGACCUGAUGACGCCCGCUUUGGAUCGCAAACCCAACAGCUUUGUAGCAGUGAGCUGCACGACGCCGCCGCAGGCCUUCUGGACCAAACACGCCCAGACCGAGGUCAUCGAGGGCACCAGUAAUCCCAUCUUCCUCAGCAGCAUCGCCUUCUUCCAGGACUCCAACAUCAACCAGCAGACGCAGGUGAAGCUGGCAGUGUACGACGUCAAGGACCGAUCGCAGGGCAUGAUGUACAUGCUGGGCUCUGCCCUGUUCCCCGUCAAGGAGCUGCUGCAGGAGAAGAGCCACAGGUUACAGCUGGAGCUGAGAUCAGCGGAGAACGAGCGUGUGGGGAACAUCGCUGUGGCAGCGUGGCAGAUGGAGGACAGAGCAGACCACAGGAUGUCGCUGAGCCGCCUGCCCGACAGCAUCAACGGCCGGACGAUGCUGCCGGUGGACGAGAGCCUCACGGAGUCGAUGGGAGCCCGGAUCAAGUACGCCUCGCUAUGCAAAGACACGCUGCUGCGCUCAGUGUUUGGAGGCACCAUGUCCAGGAUGUACCGCUUCCCCACCACCGACGGGAACCACCUGAGAGUGCUGGAGCAGAUGGCAGAGAGCGUCCUGUCACUCAACAUUCCCAGACAGUUCGUCAAACUGCUGCUGGAGGAGGACGCUGCUAGGGUCUGUGAGCUGGAGGAGCUGGGAGAAUUAUCCCCCUGCUGGGAGAACCUGCGGAGACAGAUCGUCUCUCAGUACCAGACGAUAAUACUCACGUACCAGGAAACACUGUCUGACCUCAACAAUUAUCGAGGACCGUCGUUCAAAGCCAGUAACCUGAAGGCAGAGAGGAAGCUGGAGUUCAUGCCAACCAACCUGCACGUGCAGAGGAUGAGGGUGCAGGAUGAGCUGGGCUUCGAGCACACGUACGAUGUGGUAACGAUCGGCGCUCCGGCGGCUCACUGCCAGGGUUUUAAAAACAAUGGACUAAGAAAGCUCAUCCAGAAGUUUGAGGAGGCGAAGAAACACGUAUAUGAGGAGGGAUGCAGCGCCCUCUCCAGCUCUCAGUCCAUCGUUUACAUCCCCCAGGACAUAGUCCGAGCCAAAGAGAUCGUCGCCCACAUCAACACGCUCAAAACUCAGGUCAACUAUUACGCCGAGAGGCUUUCCAGAGCCGCCAAAGACCGCUCAGCCAGCGGGCUGGAGAGGACGCUCGCUAUCCUGGCUGAUAAGACCCGACAGCUGGUGACGGUGUGUGACUGCAAGCUGCUGGCGUCGGCCAUCCAGGCCCUGAACGCAGCGCGGCCGGAGUACAUCGCCUCUAAAGCGUCUCCCUCCGCCGACUCGGAACAAGUCUGCCUCCGCAACGACCAGGACACGCUGCUGGCCAAGUGGAGCGGACGCAACAGCCGGUCCUCACUGCAUGUUGACUGGCACGAAGAGGAGUGGGAGAAGGUGUGGGUAAAUGUGGACAAGUCUCUGGAGUGCAUCAUCCAGCGGGUGGACAAGCUGCUGCAGAGAGAGAGGAGGCCCAGCGUCGGCAGCCAGGACAGUUCCCACAGUGACCUGCAGGGCGGCGGCAGCAAGAAAGGUGAUGGGAAGAGUCUGGCAUUCUGGAUCAACCCAGGUUGUGAGUGUGAGGCUUCUUCAUCAUUACCACCACCAUCAUCAUCAUCAGAUCCACCUCCACCACCAUCAUCAUCCUCAACAUCCUCCCUCUCCUCUGCACUUCAUCCCAGCCAUGAACAGGAAAGCUAUGGAAGCCCCAGUCCCGAGGAGGCGUACCCAGGUGAGUGGAGCGAGGCGCUGUACCCGCUGCUCACCACGCUCACCGAGUGCGUGGCCAUGAUGGGCGACCAGGCCAAGAAGUCCAUGGUGUUCCUGCUGAUGCAGGACAGCGCGCCCACCAUAGCCAUGGACGUGUCGCUGCAGUACCGCCGCGACGUCGUCUUCUGCCAGACGCUCACCGCUCUCAUCUGCGGCUUCAUCAUCAAACUGAGGAACUGUCUCCGUGACAACGGGUUUCUGCGGCAGCUCUACACCAUCGGCCUCCUGGCUCAGUCCGAGUCCCUGCUCAGCACCUACGGAGAGGAGCUGGCCAUGCUGGAGGACAUGAGUGUCGGCAUCAUGGACCUGAGGAACGUCACCUUCAAGGUGACCCAGGCCAGCAGCAGCUCGGCCCCCGACAUGCUGCCGAUCAUCACGGGGAACCGUGACGGCUUCAACGUGCGGAUCCCUCUGCCGGGGACCAUGUUUGACGCGCUGCCGCGGGAGAUCCAGAGCGGCAUGCUGCUGCGGGUCCAGCCCGUGCACUUCAACGUGGGCAUCAACGAGCAGCAGACGCUGGCCGAGAAGUUUGGAGACACGUCGCUGCAGGAGAACAUCAACAUGGAGAGUCUCUCCCGACUCAACUCCUACUACGAACAGUUCAAGGAAGUCCUGCCCGAGGACUGCCUCCCGAGGUCUCGUUCCCAGACUUGUCUCCCGGAGCUGCUGAGGUUUCUGGGCCAGAACGUCAACGCCAGGAAGAACAAGAACGUGGACAUCCUCUGGCAGGCUGCCGAGAUCUGCCGCCGGCUCAACGGCGUCCGCUUCACCAGCUGUAAGAGCGCCAAGGACCGCACGGCCAUGUCGGUGACGCUGGAGCAGUGCCUGAUCCUGCAGCACGAGCACGGCAUGGCGCCGCAGGUCUUCACGCAGGCCCUGGACUGCAUGCGCAGCGAGGGCUGCAGGCGAGAAAACACCGUCAAGAACGUUGGAUGCAGGAAGUACGCGUUUAACUCGCUGCAGCUCAAGGCCUUCCCCAAACACUACCGGCCGCCGGACGGCACCUACGGCAAGGUGGAGACCUGACGGAUCUGCAGGAGGUUUCAGGAGGGAAACCGACGUCACACCGGGUGCAAUAAAGAGCAGAGACUCACCCGAGCUGUGAUGCUGGGAUUCAGUGGAGGUUUUAGAGUAGUUCCUUCUGGAGGCAGAACGAGUGGUUCAGCUGGUGAACACUAGCACCACCUAAAGAAGAAAGAACUCCUGAAUCUGGACCAUGUUAGUGCCAUGACUGUUUCUAGCUACUGCAUACGUUGCUUCUGUGAUAUUAGUCAAAACACGCUGAAUACCUCACGGCCUCACCCCGAUCAAUCGCUGAUAUCAGUAAAACUCAUCAUGGAAGUCCUUUAUCUUUAUCUGACAACAAAACAAAAGAAACACUUAAAUGGAGGGUGACGGCAGGAAUAUUAAAGCCUCUGUUUAUAGCAGUACCACUUCUGACCACACGGGGCAGAGAGACUGCAAAGCUCCUGUGGGAUAAAGUGGUAUCAGACCAACUUGUUAACAGCUGAUCUUUGCGCCACCAUGUGGUCAGAUGUGGCAUUGCUGCAUAAAGACAGUUUAAAAACACACAAUCGUGCAUUUCCUUCACACAGUAGUCACAAUAAGUCUGUAAUAUUGUGGCUUCCAGUUAAAAUCCUGCUGACUCAUGCUAAAAACUCAACAUAAAUGUAAACUAUAAUAAUAUCAAAUAGCAUAACUGACCCCCCAGAAAGGUUUUGCUUCUAAACACAUGGACUGUAAAUGAAACCAGCAACCACCUACUGUAACCUGUAGCAUAAAGAAGCUGCUGCUGCAGAAAUGCUGCCUGAAGUGCCCAUGAGCAAGCAGCAGAACUU